GUCCAAUAUAGGCACAUUAAUCUGUGCUCAAUACUUCAACAUUAUCAAAACCUGUAGAUUGUUUCGAAAUACGCAUGAAAGGCAAGCAAAGACAACCGCCACAAAUGUGAUUCAGAAAGUUAGAAUAAAGACAUGGCUCUAUGAAAGUGAAUUCGGCUCCAUUUGUUCACCAAAGCCUUCAUAGCUUGCUAUGUUUCCGAUCUGAGCCUGAAACAAUACGUGCGGGUGCAUUAGCGAGAUGAUCAUUUAGAGGAUAGAUGCAAUGCAAGAAGCUGGAGUACUUGAAGAACACAGGUAGAGAACAAUAUGAUAAUAUCCUCACGCUAUCCGAUUUCUCGAAUACCACUAGAUAGAUGCAGGGAACGCCAAGUGUCCUCUUUCCGUUUCCUGUGGAGGCUUCAGCCUUGUCUGGAGAAAGGGCGGCAACGGCCCUGGCAGCUGGACAGGGUUCUUCAAGUGUUUGAAGGAACUUGCCAUGGCCUAGGUUCACUCCCUGCAACUUCAAUUGGUGCCACGAAACAAGGACGCAGCCUCGAAAAGCAAAGAGCUCUCGGUGACCAAGCUCGAAUACCUACCCCAGAUAAUAGCGCUCCAUGCUUGCUUAUCUGUAUCAAUUGCCCGAUUGGUUUCUUACCGGUUAUCCAGAGUCAUCUUUCGAACGCAUAUCACAUGCUGGUUCACAGCAAAGAAAAAUGUUGUCAGGCGCUUGACAGUGAUAUCGAUAUCUUGAAUACACUCUCGAAGAACUACCAACAUUAUAUACCGAAAGUACACCUGAUGUGCCGGAAGAUAUGAGAGAUGGUUCAGACGGCACAGAAAUAUGUUGACUGUAGAUUUAGCGACGUCUCUUUUAUG
Messenger RNA from Mollisia scopiformis, 855 nucleotides. RefSeq lists its product as uncharacterized. Bases 307 to 795 code for a protein of 162 amino acids. NCBI's taxonomy places the organism in Eukaryota, Fungi, Ascomycota, Leotiomycetes, Helotiales, Mollisiaceae. The transcript has 2 exons. The record is from RefSeq and is a predicted model, not a curated record.